Molecule: messenger RNA, 9924 nt
Organism: Amoebophrya sp. A25
Lineage: Eukaryota; Dinophyceae; Syndiniales; Amoebophryaceae
Source: the annotation of a GenBank genome assembly
CGCAACUAUGAGGCUCAUUAUGCCAUAUCAUCUGAAAGAGUUCGACUUAAUACGGAAAAUUUUUACGCAGUUGAAAAGCAUCAUUGAAUGAUACUUAUCGUGGAGUCCUCGCCUGCUUCGAUAUCGGUAAUGGUCACCUACACUCGAUAAUUCACUGGGUUCGAUAGACCCAUCAUCUUGCUUACUAGUGCUGCGUGUGCACAAGGGAUGUAGAGUCUUCGUUCUUCGAUACUUUAUCUGCAGCUGAUCCCAUUGUUGCCCUCUUAUUUUCCGAAAAUGAAACUCCAACUCGGCGUAAAACUAGUACACCUGCUGGGUGUAGUGUGUGACGGUAGAGGCCUCUGCUUGCGGUCGUGAAGGGAUUCACCUUGCCAGAAAUCUAAUGAAGAUUGAUGAAUGAAAUAUUGUCGUAUUUUGUUUACGUACCGGCACGAGCUCCAAGAUCAAAGUCAGAUGUUCUUAUCGGAUCUGCGGGAUGCGGGCCUUUCCCGCUCUGAGGGGGGCUGACGCGCGCUUCGCGGCUGCGUGUCAAGUGACGGCACUCUUUCCCUUGCGACCAGAUUUUUCCGCAGCGAGGUUGAUCAGUUUUUGAAGCGCGAUUGCUCGGUUUAGAGGGUUAUCGAGGCGUGGGCUCGUCGACACUCUCAGCUGAGGUUGCGAACCUUCCUGCCCCGAAUCGAAGAGCAAAAGCCGACCGUACGAGGCUGAUCGCGAUAGACGAUCAGUACGAGCACGACGAUAGCGACUGUCCUUCCCGCGAAGCAGACAUCAACGAGAUUACUGCCGAUGAUGGACAGUGAGUGUUUGCAGCGCACGUAAAAGAUACCUGGAAAGGAGGUAGUUGCAGUCGUUGGUCGGUCUCUAUCGCGUCACCGAACCCGUCCGCGUGCUGACCUAUUGAUGCGCAAUACGAGCGUCUGAAUGAAGAACUACAAGGUCGGCGACACGCGAAUGGUAAGUUGGAGCAAUCAACAGGGCCGACAAAGCAAAGACUGUGUUCAAUAAAAGAACAUUUAGCAGUUGAUACGUUCUUCAAAUCUAGAUUCGAAUCAACAAGAACUUCGGAUGCAACUUACAACGGCCUAGACCUCCUGCUUGAAGUCACCGAAGAGAGGCCGCGCAAAGAUGCCGAUGGCACGCAAAGAGAGAACGCACCAGACUGGUGCAAGCAAUAGGGCGACGGGAUGGAAGCCCAUAAAAGGGGUGCCGACGGAUUUCGACGGCACAAUGAGGUCGACACUGCCCCGUGAAUACAGCUAUCACCUGUCAAGGAAUGCGCCGUUAAUGCAACAAUCGCGAGAGGCGAACACGGUAUCUAUUUCUAUUUUGUUUGAAUGGAAGACGAAGAUUCUAGAUCGAGUUUCAUUUUGCAUUGUGGUGCUACUCUUUCGUCAUCAUGCUCUGGAAAGAUUCAUCGAUUUUAAGAGCCGUAUCGCUUUUGCACGCUCAGGUCAUCUUCUGUCAGAAAAUGUAGGUAGACCUACCUGCUACAUUCUUAAGUUCUUGAGACAACCCUGCUUACUAGGAUUUCGAGCAAACACUCGCGGGAUGCGACUAUAGGCGUGGAGAGACUCUGACGGAUACGCAGAUCGAAGUGCUCAACCAGACCCGCGACUUGAAGAAGACGAUUGAGCAGGCAGAAGCUGAUGCGAAAAAGCCACCAGAACCAGAGAUAAUUAUGGCGCCACGCCUCGCAUCAGUGAAAGCACAACCAGCGCGACUCCCGGGGGAGAAAGUUGACAAGUCACUGCCUUCAUUACAGGUAGUUCUACUAUCAUGAACUAGAUAUGAAUCUUUGUGUGUCUAGAAUAUUAAUCCACUAUGUAUCUAUCAUUUCAUCGUGAGUGAAAUGAUGCUAGUGGUGUAUAUCAAGAUGUGGUGGGUUGAUCUACUUUUCAGUCGUCGGGUUACGGUUAUGAUAGUUGUUCGACAAGGCUCUUCUUAUCUAUUUGCACACACAAACCUUUGCCAGGUCGGGCAUCAUGUUUUACCGGGUACAGUCCAGAGUUUGCCACGAUGGAAUGCGAGGUCAUGGUGGGAGCCUUUGAAGAUUGAGACUGUUUCAAAUAUCAAAGGCGAAGGAGAAAUCACGUGGAACAGCAUGGACUCACACUUCCUCAAGAGGAGGAAGGUACAUUUUUAUGUUCAUGAGCCAGUGAAGACGGAACCCUUCAUUUGUGUUUUUUCCUCGGUAGGUCGACCGCUAUUAUGAGAAUGAAGAUGUCGAACUCGAAACAGAAAUAUUCAUCCUGUGUCAGUUUGUUACGAGUCGUUUGUACCAACGAGCUCUUGAUUGAUGAGACAAGAACGGAUAAAUAUGUAGUCCUCUCAUAUUGACGCAUUCGGAACGUAUCAUGGCCCAAAAAAUGUUUGUAUUCUUUUCUUACAACUUCGCAGGGUCAAGAUUUCCUUUUUCGAACGACGAGAACGCAGGCGGAAGCAGAUCAGGAGGAUAGGGAGGCAGAACAGCGGGAUUUGAAUAGGCUCGAGGAAUAUUACCCCAGGCGCGAAUUAGUGGACAGUGUGAAGAGGUACAAAGCGAAAUUUUGAUCUUAAUGUAUUUAUUAGUUGAUUUUUUGAUUUGUUUCUUUUUCUAAUUAGGGCUCGACUGAAAUUUACUAUUAAAUAUACUCGUCUGGUAACAAAACGUAAGCGUGCUAAUUAUUACUAAUUUAGUUGAAGCAAAUCCGGCUCAACUGAUCUUCCUCCACGACAUCAUUCACAUUCAACACGACAGGAUUGAACCCGGGAAUGACACGCAAGUGCGACCGGUCUAUCUCCCUGACUUGGCAUACCACGUACCUAGUAAAACCAACGCUGAAAUGAAGGCACGUGUUGAGAGGUUACGAGGGGUGCUCCGACAAAAGUACAAUAGAGUUUUUGACUUUGUAUCACUUUCUUGGUACUAGUUAUGUUGUGCUGUUCGUUGCCUUGCGUACCAAAGCGAUCUUUAUCUGCUCCACGUGUGCGGAUGAACGUAAGUAUCGUUACGUUAUGAUUGAUCCUACGACUAACAGGUACGGUGGACGACCAGGGCUGAACAAAGUCUUCCGAGCCUUCGCAGCUACGAAGCCAAGCUUCUUGCUACCUAAAGACUUGCAUUUUGUGCUGGAUAAGAUGGGAAUUGUGGCAGAUAUGCGAGAGUGCGAGCUCCUAAUUCAAGCAGUAGAUCGAACAGAGAAGGGUGCCAUUACGUGCGAAGAAUUCUCGGACUUGGUACCACAAACUUGUAGUACAAUCUCGGUGAUUUCAGAAGAUUUAAUAAGUUCUUGUUUCCUCCACUUGAUUGGUGACAAAAAUGAAAAGUCGUAUGUUCAGUUCUAACUCGCCUUCAGCAUUUUUGUCCGUGUCCCUCUGGAAAAAAAUAGCUCAUGAAUAUACUAGAUUUUCUCACCGUUAAUCGAAAUCGGGCGCGGUGCAGAAGACGCCGUAGAGCGGCACACGGCUGCAAUAACGCAAAACAUUUUAGACAUGCUCGUUGAAAGGGGGCAAUACCUUGGGAAGGCUUUCUGCGACGUGGAUCCAGAUCGCAAUUACCUCAUCAGCAAGGAGCAGUUUGCUACCGCCUUAGGGACAGCAUGUACGUGAUUGUGCUUUCCUAUGUUUGUCUAGUACUCUGCGCAUUGUCUCGGGUUACACUUUUCGAUUCAUUUUUUAUCUGCACAAGUCUGUACUUUUCCUCGUCUCUGUCUUCAGUGUCACUCGCUGUAUUUACAAGAGUUUCGUUUUCGACGUUGGUGUUCUGAACUUCUUAUAGAUACAGGUAACCACUUGAGCGAGCAGGCAAUCGAAUUUUUGUGGGCAGCGCAGUUUCCUGUUUCGGGAAACAAUGAUGAUCCAAAUACCAUGUCUCGACUGGUGGAAUCCGUGAAUCCAGCGAAGACUGGUAUCUAUGUAAAUAUAUACGAUACGCGGUGUAGAAAAAUAACCGAAGAUCAUGAUCAAUCUUAUAAGUAUUGAGUAGUCGUGACAAGAGCUUGCCACUUCACGAAAGAUUUUCCUUCCUCGAAAAAUUUCGUUUCUUUCUUACCGCACCUGUUCAGCAAGCGCGUCCCCAGUGAAGCUGCCAGCAAAACCAGAAGCAAGCUCACCAAUCCCAGCAGGCGCGAGUACGGGCACGGUAGGGCUGAUACCCGGUCCUGAAGUACAAGAGCUUGGCCAGUCUUCGCCUAGUAGACUGCCAGCGCUGGACUUAUCAGCUAGCGGCGGUAGAAAAGCGAGUGGAUCGCCACCACGACCCGGAACGACUGCGGUCGGAGUUAGAGUAGGUAGUCCAGCCGGUGGCAGUCCCGUAGGAUCACCGGCUCCCGCAGUGAACACGCAGGCCGAACUACCAACAAGCGAACCGCCGGGGGCGCCUUACGGGUUUCUACCAGGAUCCGGGAGCAGAGUGCAAGUAGUGUCUCCAGCACAGGAUGCUGAGCGACUAACAAUGGACUUCACCAAGCAGACAGUGGCUCUGAGUAAGGAGGAGAGGAUAAAACAAGCGAAGCUCGACUCAAAACGACGGGCAAUAGUGAAAGGCGAGCGGGUCCCGGCAGAUCCGUACAAGAACAAGAUUGAUUGGACCAUGUUCAUGAAGCUUUUGACUGACUACGUAAUGUCGCUGCGCCCCCUGACGCCUGUCUAUUAUCAGGGGAAGAAGAGACACUACGAUCUCUUGCAGCGCACAGUGGCGCUAACGGGUGGAGCGGUUCCCGACCUCGACCUGAACAGGCCAGGGAUGGAUCCUGAAACGAAAAUACAAAUAGUGGCCGAUAGAAUGGUCACGAAGGAGCCGAAACUGGCAUAUAUGCCGAGCGAAGUAGGCAAUUUAAGUCUUGAUGUCAUUGUAGGUUGCUAUCGAUCCCAAAAAAGAAUGUCUGCAAGUUCGUUCGAGAACAGAUUUCUAAGCACUAUGCAUGUCUACAAAGAAGUUCGAACUGAGUUUUGAUAGAACUAAAAACCAGUUCUGAGCGUGAGCUUGCACUAGUCGAUUAUAAAGAUUUAACUCACAAGAUCUUUUAUAAAGGUUACUCAGCAUCGAUAACGGCAUUUAAAUAUACUGUCAGGUUGCAAUGCAGACUGUGAAUUACAACGAGGCGAUCCGAGUGAAGGCGUACGCCGCAAGGCGCGCGAUCUACCAUAAUAUUAGCAAGGAGAGGUUUGCUUAUUUAGCGAACACCUAUGAGCAGAUCCCACGGCAGGACUUUAUCAAAAUUGUCCAUGCAGAGGUUUUGCGGCCAGGAUCCCAGAGACCGUAUCUGCGUCCAGGCGGAAGUUUGCCUCCGGACUACGUGUCGCCUAGACCUGAUAUGGACGAGAUUGAGCGGGUGCGGGAUCCAGAGCACGUUGCAGAGUUCGCUAAGGCCGUAUAUGGUCCUUCAGUGCUCGAACCAAAGACCAGAGGCAAGGGGCAACACAUACAAUGUGAGCUGGCAGAUGUCGAGGCCUGGGUACUUGAGUAUGCUGAGCCUAAGCCUUUGUUUAUGUCUUUCAUAGUUGCAAAAUAUAGGUCCCAAGCAAUGAUCGCCUCGAUCAAGCAGACAGUUGAAUGCAUGCUUACUUCUACCAUCACCAAAAUUCCAUCAGAGAAUGGUGAAUCAAUUUUGAAGACGGAGCUUUCCUCACACCCACACAUGAUAUUCUUCUACUCAUGCGUUUUUUCCAAAAUUUUAAUUUUUUUCAGGUCGGUGCUGAGUUUGGGAAUAAGGACGACAUGAUUGCCCCGCACAGAGCCUGGAACAUUAUUGAGAAGCAAAAUGAGGACGCGCUUUCCAGGGUAGACGACACGCGAGAUGGACUGAACAGGGCAUUGCGGCAGUUGCGACCGAUGCGACAGCGACCUAGGGACAGCACUAUGACAGAAGAAGAGCGAAAAGCUGCUGAGGAAGAAGAUACUGGGAAAGCCAAAACUAGUGCUAGUUCAACGCAAGACAGAAGAAGAGAAAAAGAGAUGGAAACGAUGGUCUACCAAGAAGACAUGCCGCCAGAGCCGGCCUACAAAAAUUACUGGCAGGUACAUAGAGCGCCUGCAGGGCUUUUUUUUGGAUCUUCAAGGAAAGCUAUUGAUGGAUGCGAGGCAGUUUGGCUUUCUUUCAGUUGUAACAAGUAAGUAGUACUUUUACUCUCCUAGCCCUACAAUCUGCUAGAUCUCGUUCCUAGCUUUUGUGAGGACCAGCAAUAUAAUGUCCGCAUUUCAUCAGGCGCGGUACAUGAUGGAACUGGUUUCGGAUGGACUAGAGAAAAUGGAAAAUGGAGCAAGCGGAAAGCUGAGGAGUUACAAGGCCUUUAAACGGCUAGACAAGGAUAACGACAACUAUAUUACGCUCACCGAUUUAGAUGCGACCUUGAAGCAGUUCAAGAUCCCAGCGACCGCUGAAGAUCUUCACGCUUUGUUUUCCGAGCUGGACACAAGUGAUAGAGGCUCAGUGGACAUCGGACAGUUCAGCAGGAGGUACAACGAAUUUCAAAUUUUGUUGCGAGUCACUCUCCACGUCGGAGACAAGUACUUCAAUAAAACUAGGUUGUUCUAUGAAUAUUGAACCUGAUUCUUGUUCUUAUUGACUUCAAUCUAGUCCAUUCAGAUUCACCAUCCUCAUACGUAACCUGAUGAGAACGACAAUGGGCUACAAGUCGAAAGCUAACCCGGGCUGAUACUGUUGUGUGCUGACUCUCUUAAUUUUCAUCUGCAGGUUCCGUACUUUCCAGGGUGGCCUCCUUGACAAUAUGCAGCGGCCAGUAGCGGCAGUGGCGUUCGACGGGUCAGCACCUUUGAAGAUUGGCCCGUUAGCUGAGCGAGAGCGCAUGGAGGCUGCGCGACGUGGACACGGAAUACAACAGUUGACUGAUAUGUACACUAGUACCGCUCCUGCCGGUGGUGAAAUUGCGGCAGACGCGGCCGCCGGGUACGCAACUGAAGCCGCUGAUGGAGCCGAGAUGCCUUUAGGAGCUAGUAGUAGUUCCGGUAAAGCAUCUGCUUCAGGUAGAGCAGUUGUAGAAGAGGGUGACGUCGCUGGUGUUUCCGCAAGCGCACCGGCCGCAGUCCCCGCAGGUGUAAUGGCACCACCUGAGGACAUACCAGCUACGCCACAUGAAAUUGAUGAACCGAUGUCACCAGGCUAUGAACAAAUGAUCCAUCCAGACGAUGAUUUGGAAUCACGAGCGGGCGACUAUCGAAUGAAGCCGUAUAGAGGCAUACUGGGAGAGAAGCGUACGUACGGAUCAGUGACGCAGGUCAUCAAAGCUCGAACAGACAGGUAACGUAAACAUUAGUGAAAAUGUAUGUGCAGUUGUAGACGCUGGAUCCUUUAGAAUCUUAAGUAAAGCAAAAGCAUCUUCAUGGUUCCCGAUCUUAACUACAGUCACAAAGAAAUAUCGAUGUAGUUUCUUUCCAUCGCCUUACAAGAAACAUUGAUUCAGGUGGAAGCCAAAAAAGCACGAGCUCUACACACGUCUCCCUCCCGGUAGAUUUCAACGGACACUAUAUCCUGAUACACGGGGCACAAUCGAGCCUAUACCCGACAAAUCCAUUGCCAGUUACAUGCCGGACGAACAGCGGUGAGGUUUUUUUUCCAUCGUGAUCGUGUCGUUUACGUAUUUGUUGCAACUGUUCCUUGUUUGACUUCGAACUUUAAUGAAUGAUAUAAUCUUAUGAUCAUGGUAGGUUCAAGACGAUGUCCUUAGCGCAUAGUAUUUAUGCCGCACCGGAUUCGGAGAUACCCGCACGAUUCGACCGGCUGAAGAGCAUGGCAAUUCGGGAAUUCCGAGUAAACAGGUUGCAGAAUCGUAUCGCGGAAAUCGGUAAGCGCAAAGAGCUUGCAGAGGAGGCGGCUCGGGAAUUUGAGGAAAAACGCAUUGCCAGAAAGGCCUUAAACCUCAUGAACUAUGAGCGUAAGAUUCGUGCAACUGCGUGACUUACGCCGUUCUCGCAGAUGUUCUCUUUCAUGGGACGGAUGCGCUCGCACCUUUUCCUUCGAUCUUUGCGAGUCUAUUUCUUUACCUAGGUUGAACUUGAAGUUCCUGAGAAUUCAACGUAUACUUAUCCGUUCUGCUUCUUGACCUACGCGCGUCUUCCCGUUCGUGCUGGUCCUAGUUUAACGGAGGCGAGAGGAAGUUGAGGUUGACACUUAACGACAUUUGAAAUUAUAGUGAAAUAUAGAGAGAUAAACUUAAACUAGUUUGAUAAAUUCUAUCAUGUUAUUCGGCGAGGCCACAGGCCCUACUUGGUAUGUUGAAAUAAAUGUAAACUGCAUAUUGUUCUGGAUCGGUAUCCAUUGCGAAAAAAGUUACUAGUAUGCGCAAAAGUUUUGUCUGGGCUACCGCAGCAAAAGCUGGCUAGCAAAAGUACUGCUCGUCCUUUCUUAAAAGCGAUAAAUUUGAGCCGAAACACCCCGUAAUUCAAUGAUGGUUUACUUCCUUCUUCACUAAAAACUAUUGUUAAGCUUAUAACUCUUACUGACUGUAAUACACGAUUACCUUCUAUUAAGUAACUAGUACUCCUUCGAUUGAUUUUUCAAACUGCUCAAGCUCAGUUUCCGCGAUUCAUUGAAAGAAUGUCAGACCACCCUGCCCCGCCACAAUAGAUUAAAGCCAGGUAAUUGCACAGAAAUCUAACUUACGACGUAAUGUGACAGAGUAUCAGAGGACAGUGUCUAUUACUCCAAAAAAUAUUCGAGUUAUUUUACCUUGUUGUCAGUGGGCCGUCGAACUAAAAGCGCAUACUGCAUCUUCGUUUGAGACAUUUUGAUUUGUAUUCACAGCACCGUAUUGAUUUUCUUAGGAUUUAUUAAUGUGAUGAACUCGUGCAGGCACGACUGCUGUGACACGGCCCAGAUAUGCCCGCAAGAGGGUUGCCAACGUCGCCGACUGAAUGAAUGAGUGAGGAAUCUACUGAGCGAUCUUGAAAGUAUUCCUUAUUUAUAUAAGCAGAACUUUGCAAAUGGAAAGUAAUAUUUCCGUGUCGCGGAGAGUAUGAGCAGGCGCCCUGACCAAUGCCGGGCUUUCACAUUCGUGAGUCAGAAUCAGAUGGAAAAUAGAUCCCCAUUUAGCUUGUCUAGAAAGAAGUACGUUUUUGUCAUGUUUCGUAAGAUGAAGCAUAGCAAAAGAGGUUGUUUUGUACAGACUUGAAGAGACACGUCGAAACUGACUCAUAAAAAUACGUGCAUAGUCGUUUCUUACUCGACGACGUUAUUUUUGAUGAGGUAGGCAGCGAUGCCUAGUAGCGGUUGUUGCCUAGGCAAAGGAGGCCGGGUCGUUGUCGAGGUGAGACCGGAGGGCUAGCGAUACACAUUCAUUUAUCAUCGUGUGCAUGACCUGAAAAAUUUCUAGACAAUCGUCGUGCCGAGACAGAUAUUUCAAGCAUUGCUAAGAUGCUAUUCCUGCGAGAUGACGAGUCUAGGAGUUACCAAGCCAGCUAUCUAUGUCAUGACCAUGAGUCAUUCAUUGUAUAGUACAUUCUUUCAUUACUCACAUGAUCUAUUGCAUGCUGAUGCGGCUGGUAUGGGUAUGUAUCAAUCAGUAUAUUUGCAUCAUACAACUACAUGCACGUCUUCCACCUAUGAAGGAAAGAAAUUCUAUUCUUUCAAGUAUGGCAUGAAGGCGUCGCCGUGCGCGCUUGAGCAACGUCGUGCUCUAACUCUUUCGAAGUCGUGUAAACAUCAACCUAAAUGAUUGUCAAAACAGCACUCACAGAACUAGUAGAUGCAAGGAGGUGAGCACUCUGAGGAAGAGUAAAGGACAACCUCAGUGGUUCCUUGCAUGAGGAAAAGGUAUUGGUAGGUCGUGAUUUGUGAGGCAGGGUAAAGAUGCGUACCUGAGACACCCAGAAAAAGAUGCAUUUGCAAUUCGUUUGACUCGUGAAUUCUGCGUAUAUCACCAUCAUCACCCAGAAAAAAUGCAAGAGUUGGUAAGCGUCUGGCCUUCAAUUGCUGGAACGAAAAGAAC